AUGUCUCGAUCUAACCUGGACUGUGGUUCCACAGUUGCCACCUCUACCGCAGUGGUAUACGAUUGGGCGCUAACAUUCGGACAAGAGGUUGAACUGGUCUGGGUAAGCAGAGUCCCAUCGCCAUCACCAUCAAAAGAAGAAGAGGAUGAUACUAUUUUCGAGGCAGAUGCAACGCUGGUCCCUCAUGACGGUUCUGUAUCUCAUUACGCGCUAUGCUGGGAUAUCAUUUAUCAUUGUUUCCAUUAUGUUGGAUCUUCUACCAAUCUCGUUGACGGAUGCAGCGGUAUUCUGUACUCUGCAUUAAAUUGGAUAAAUGUAAUCACAGCCGUCGUGCUGAAUGUCAUCAUGAUUGCUCGGUUAUAUGCCAUGUAUCAGGGAUCUAGAAAGAUGCUUAUAUUUCUCAUCGUUAGCUUCCUGGCUAUCAACAUUGCCUGCAUAGUGAUGACUGCAAUAGGGCUCAAGUAUAUUGGAUCGGAGGAGUAUGUUCUCUCCGGUGCCUAUAUGUGCGCCUAUACCGAGGCGGGAGACGCUGCACUUCUGAGUAGAAUGGUUUGGACACUCACCCUUAUAUGGGAGGUCCUCGCACUGUGUCUUGCGGUCUGGAUUGCUGUGAAACACAUCUGCGGUCUGCAACAACUUGGACAAUCGACAGGGUUGACCAUCGGGGACGUUUUCACAGUGUUGAUGAAAUCUCAUGUGCUUUACUUUGCAAGCUUUACUGUUGUUGCUGCUCUCCAGCUUGGCGGGUUCUCUCCAUUAAUUGAGUCAGGUUCCGUGGGAGCCGAGAUAUAUGCUGCUUUUCUUCAGGUUUUUUCGGUCUUGCAGAUGUUUGUGCUGGGACCGCGCCUCAUCCUUAGCGUUCGGGAAUUUCACGCUAAGCUCGUGGCCGACUCCGACGCAGCAACUGGCAUGACUUCAAUUGUCUUCGAGGAGCGCGUACACGUGUCAACUAGCAAUGGUGUGUAG
Molecule: messenger RNA, 966 nt
Organism: Suillus paluster
Lineage: Eukaryota; Fungi; Basidiomycota; Agaricomycetes; Boletales; Suillaceae
Exons: 11
Coding region: 1-966 (321 amino acids)
Source: RefSeq, a predicted model, not a curated record